This is a messenger RNA of Didymodactylos carnosus, 618 nucleotides long. The record is from the annotation of a GenBank genome assembly. NCBI's taxonomy places the organism in Eukaryota, Metazoa, Rotifera, Eurotatoria, Philodinida, Philodinidae.
AUGUCAAUUAUUGUACAACAUAAUAUACGUCAAAUUGAAGAAAAACUAGAACCAUUAUUAUAUGAAAGUAAAUUUUCAUCAUAUUUUACUUUAAUUGAAGAAAAAACAAAAUCUAAACGUGAGCAAAUUGCAUUAACUGUUAUUAGUAUUUUUCUUAUCUAUUUGACUUUUGGUUGGUAUCCUAAUUUUAUUGGUAGUUUGAUUGAUUUGACAUAUAUUGUUUAUGCAUGUGUAUGUAUUAGCUAUUGGAAAUUUCCGCGUCGACAAUUUUUUCAUACACUUCGAUUAUAUUGGUUAUUAAAAAGUAUAUUUUUAUUAUGGUUAAUCAUACCUAGACAAUUUGAUUAUUCCCAUAUACUUUAUUAUAAUUUUAUAAAAUCAUUUAUCUUAAAACCAAAAUAUGGUCAAAAAAAUAUUUCAUCCAAUUUAAAAUUUAAACGUAAACGAAUUGUAUUAACUUUUCUUGGUAUGAUUAUUCUUCUCUUCUAUUUAAUUUUUGGUUGGUAUAUUAAAUGUGUUGGUAAAUUUAUUAAUUUUUCAUAUCUCAUUUGUAUAACUGUAUUAGCUAUUGAAAAUUUUCAUGAUAAAGAUGAUAGACAAUGGUUAGUACAGGCAUGA